This is a messenger RNA of Anarrhichthys ocellatus (wolf-eel), 1751 nucleotides long. It is a transcript of the gene atad1a, whose product is annotated as ATPase family AAA domain containing 1a. Gene Ontology annotation, molecular function: ATP binding; ATP hydrolysis activity. NCBI's taxonomy places the organism in Eukaryota, Metazoa, Chordata, Actinopteri, Perciformes, Anarhichadidae. Gene Ontology annotation, biological process: extraction of mislocalized protein from mitochondrial outer membrane. Gene Ontology annotation, cellular component: mitochondrial outer membrane. The transcript has 10 exons. The record is from RefSeq and is a predicted model, not a curated record. Bases 105 to 1250 code for a protein of 381 amino acids.
UACAAAACAUGGUGCACCCUUCAUUGCCAGUGUUUUGGAAUUUUCGUCACUUGGCUGUUGGUCCCCGUCUUUAGCAACCAAUGGACUGACAUCAGCCGGUGGAGAUGCUGCUUAAAGAUCUUCCCAGAGAGGCCCUGAUGCGGCCGCUGUCCAGGAAUGAGGUGGUGGGCAUGUUGUUGAGGUUGACCAUCUUUGGUGCAGCGACCUACUACAGCAUCAAAUGGGUUUUAGACGCUAUGGACCCUACCUCCAAACAGAAAAGUCAAGCCAAGAAAAGGGCAGAACAACUGAUGAAGAGGAUUGGUGUUGAGGGCGUUCAACUAACAGAUUAUGAGCUGAACAUUGCAUCUCAACUUGUUGAUCCCCAAACUAUGAAGGUGACCUGGAGAGAUAUAGCAGGUCUGGAUGAGGUUGUCAAUGAGCUGCAGGACACAGUCAUCCUGCCCUUUCAAAAAAGACACCUUCUGACUGGAUCCAAACUCUUUCAGCCCCCUAAAGGUGUUUUAUUGUUUGGUCCUCCGGGAUGUGGGAAGACCAUGAUCGCCAAGGCAACAGCCAAAGCCUCAGGCUGCAAGUUCAUUAACCUUCAGGCCUCCACGCUGACCGACAUGUGGUACGGCGAGUCACAGAAGCUGACUGCUGCCGUUUUCUCACUGGCAAAAAAAAUCCAGCCCUGCAUCAUCUUCAUUGAUGAGAUUGAGUCAUUUCUGAGGAACCGCUCCAGCCUGGACCAUGAGGCCACAGCCAUGAUGAAGGCCCAGUUCAUGAGCCUGUGGGACGGCCUGGAUACUUCCUCAACCACCCAGGUGAUGGUGAUGGGAGCUACAAACAGGCCACAGGAUAUGGAUCCAGCCAUUUUGCGCAGGAUGCCCGCCACUUUUCAUGUUGGCUUGCCAAAUACAAGACAAAGACAGGACAUCCUGAGGCUGAUUUUAGCAGGAGAAAAUUUGAGCAAUGCGAUUAAUCUGAAGGAGAUUGCGGAGAAGACAGAGGGCUACUCCGGCAGUGACCUCCGGGAGCUUAGCCGCGAUGCUGCCAUGUACCGGUUCCGGGACUAUGUCCGCAAGGAGCAAAUGAGACAGAUCGCUCAGCAACUACAGGACUGCCAGGAGGAAGAAAGACCUGUGGACGAGGAGCGACUGCGGCCGGUCACCCAGCUGGACCUCCUUUUCGGCCUGGACAAGAUGAAGGAAUCUAAGCGGGCCACCGUCUACAUGUUACCCACUGUGUCAGAGGUACCGCUGGACUAAACACCAACACUGCACCGCGAUGGGAAAUAUUUUCUUCUUGCUUUUUGUUUUAACUCGACAAGCAGAGGCUCCACCAACAUGUCAGGGGUUGCAGCUGGAAAAGCCAGAAAUCAGCCAUACUUUUAUUUAUGCAGUGUUUGUUCUGAGCAUGCUCACUUUCAGCACAACCCUGCCACAAGUGUACAGCUGCAAUACUUUUGGAAAUCUAAUGUCUCCUACUGGCCACUGUGAAUGCAUUGUCCGUAAACGUUAUGAAUCCAUCUGAAGUUACUGCUAGUAAUCCUACAAACUACUCUUCUACACCACUGUAAGGUUCCAUAUACCGUCCCACCACUGACUUACACGUGAUCAUGAGCAAAGGGGGUUAAGCUCCAUGACUCAUGAGUCUGGAAUCUAGACCAGUAAUCUCUUGAGGUUUGCUGCUUGAUUUUAAAUCGACUCUUCCUGAGUUACCGCUCCCAAGGAGUACAAAAUACCCCAAAAAAUGUCUUGUUUUUAGUU